CACCCGCUUCCCUCAAUACGCCAUUCAUGAAAGCAGAAGAAACACUGAUUAGCUAGCUGCCCUGCCCUCGUCGGCCAUCUUUCUUCUCCCUGACGGCUCGCAACCGCCCACGUUUUUAUGCCCCCUCUCUGCCUCCCUCCUUUAUAUUGCAGUUCAUCCCUCCCUCUCUUUCUGUCUGUUUCCAUCUCUCCCAAAACCCACUUUACUUACAAUACUCCAAUCGACACUACUCACUCCGUUUCAGCUUUUGAUCUUCAAAUUUCUGUGCUGGGUGAAUCCAUAAUCUUUCAAAAAACGAUGGCUGCCUCUGCUUCCGGCGAGCAAUUCAUGUCGCCGGUGGACAGGAACUGGAAGCCGCACCUCGAAAUCGCCCCCGACUGCCCGCGCUGUGCUUCUCCCAACACCAAAUUCUGCUACUACAACAACUACAGCCUCUCCCAGCCCCGAUACUUCUGCAAAGGAUGCCGCCGCUACUGGACCAAAGGCGGAUCCCUCCGCAACGUCCCCGUCGGCGGUGGAUGCCGCAAGACCCGCCGCUCCUCCAAGUCCUCCCUCGCUCCUCCUCCGCCGCUGGAAAACAAUCACGGCGGCGGCGACUCGUCUUCCUCAUCGACCUCGAAUAUUGACAUGGCAGUCGUUUUCGCCAAUUUCGUGAACCCUGAUUUGGUGCCCAAGGUGGAGGCCGGUGGUUUGACUGAUCACUGCGGGGUGUCGAAUUCCAAUUCAAAUUCGCAGUCGAAUUCGAUUUCUUCUACUCCGGAGAGCGGCGAUCAGGAUGGGAUUCUGUUACCGCCGGCUGCGGCAGGGGGAUCGUACGAGUUCUUCGACCUUUUCCGAGAAGACGGGUUUCUGGAGGCGGCGGGAAUCGGCGGCGGAGCGGAGCAGAACCAGGAGAGCACGAUGAAUGCACUUGGGUUGCAGUCAUUGUUGGGCGACGAGAUGGCGCAGCUGGAGGUGGCACUCUGGUCGACGAUGGCAGCGGGGAACGAUCCCGCCCCCGACGCGGCGGCGGCAUGGGAGCCGGCGCAGGAGCAGCAGGGGUUUGAAGAAGCAGGGGAUUUCGGGGUUGCCAACAAUUGGGGCUGUUACGAUCUCGAUCUGCAGCAGCUCCAGGGUAAUUUCGACAUUUCCCUCCAGCACUUGGCUAAGCCUCCACCAAAUUACUAGUAUAAGAUCUGAUUAUUAUUUUUUCUCCUUUUUGACCUUUUUUUUACACAUAUUUCUUCUUUGAGUUAAAAGCAGUUACUGCAAAGUUUUACAACUUAGGAUUUGUCUCACACGAAAUGGAAAUAUAUUGGAACUUAGUUAAUUAAUCCAUUUGCCACAACAUAAUUAUUUACAAUAAUAAAAGGAUUGCCCUUAUUAUACUAUACUGUGGUCUGUGGCGGAAUUGGCCAAACACUGCCAUUCUUUUGAGUCUUAUUCCCUGUUUGUUUUCUCAAUUUAUUUUAAGUAGAGUUUCUACAUUAGAGAUGUUAGCUAGUUCGAUCUGUUGGGAACGUCUCAGAGCUUGUCUGUACGUCUAAUUUAGGGCUUGUUAACUGUUCCUAAGAAAUUAGUCAGAAGAUA
Molecule: messenger RNA, 1569 nt
Organism: Linum trigynum
Lineage: Eukaryota; Viridiplantae; Streptophyta; Magnoliopsida; Malpighiales; Linaceae
Source: the annotation of a GenBank genome assembly